UUGGAAAGAGCCCCUGAAGAGCCUCCACAGAGAUUAAAACCUGAAGGCCAUCCGACACGGGAUGAGCUGGUCAAGUCGGUCCGAACACCAAAUGGCACAAAGAAAAGAAAGGGACCCACUGCCACUUCAACCCCACUUGACAAGGAGAAGUUAGAGACCAUUGAGGCACAGAUCAUCCAGGCUGGGCCUAAGCCUGUAUCACGGAGAAAAGUCAUCAUCUCCCAGGACCAGCCCACCUACAAUGGAGCUAAUGCUGUUGAUGACACGGUUUCACAAGUGGUUUCAGGCUUUAUCCCAGGCAUAUCACAGACCAUGUCUUCGGUAACUGGUAAGGUUAGGAGAAUCAGCCCACCUUCUCUCAAGGGGCCCUUGACUCCGGAGGCUUCAACUGUUGAAGAAAGUGACGAGGGGGAGGAGUUGUCAGCUAGACCCGCCCCUUCUCGGUCCUCCCUGAGAAUGGAAUCUGGUUCUGAAGAAGAUUCCAGGGCCAUAACAAGCAGGUUAAUUGAAGAUAUCCAUCUUGGCAAACCCAAACCAAGAACCAGAACACAGCUGUUGUAUAGUGAGGCAGUCCUGUCUGCGUCACCAGCAAGAUCUGUGUCUGCUUCUGAGCAAGAAGGUAAACACAAUUUUGAAUCUUUUCUAGACAAAUUAGUUUUUAUGGCUGUAGAAUCUGAUAGUGAUAAGGAUGGGUUAUGGUGUUUUCAGUCUUGGCAUGUGGAAUCCAUGGGGCGGCAGAAGAAAAGACGAACUAAGUCUGGGGGCAAUGGUUCGGACACGCUGACAAUUGUUGUCUCUGAAGUUUCCUUUGAGCCAGACUCUCAGCCUAUGCUAGAUGAUAAUGUCAGACAAUUGUACGUGGAGUACCGGUUCUACGGUGUAGACCCGGCCGAAACAGAAACCCCAUUCUCUUUGCCCAAGCCAAAAGCUAACCAGCCAAUUACAUUCAAUUUCAGCAAGACCAUACCUGUUGACAUAGAGAACAACUAUGAGCGACGUAGAUACCUGGCCAGCAUGCUUCUACCUAAUCAUUCUGAUGGCGAAAUGGAGUGUGAGGAUGUGGGUGUGGCUUAC
This is a messenger RNA of Candidula unifasciata, 1074 nucleotides long. The record is from the annotation of a GenBank genome assembly. NCBI's taxonomy places the organism in Eukaryota, Metazoa, Mollusca, Gastropoda, Stylommatophora, Geomitridae.